This is a messenger RNA of Thamnophis elegans (Western terrestrial garter snake), 705 nucleotides long. Its product is annotated as disks large homolog 4-like. Gene Ontology annotation, biological process: postsynaptic neurotransmitter receptor diffusion trapping; chemical synaptic transmission; AMPA glutamate receptor clustering. The record is from RefSeq and is a predicted model, not a curated record. Gene Ontology annotation, cellular component: neuron projection; neuromuscular junction; postsynaptic density membrane. The transcript has 6 exons. NCBI's taxonomy places the organism in Eukaryota, Metazoa, Chordata, Lepidosauria, Squamata, Natricidae. Bases 1 to 705 code for a protein of 234 amino acids.
AUGAGUUGUUGCAACUGGGGAAAAUCUUUGCCAGGAGAUCGAUUUGACUGUGCUCCCUACAUACCCUCCGCAGGUCGAGAAGACGCCGUGUUGAGCUACGAAACUGUCGUGCAAAUGGAAGUUCAUUAUGCCCGUCCGAUCAUUAUCUUGGGGCCCACCAAGGACCGAGUCAACGAUGACCUCCUCUCUGAAUUUCCAGACAAAUUUGGAUCUUGCGUCCCACAUACCACGCGGCCGAAACGGGAGUACGAAGUGGAUGGCCGAGAUUACCACUUUGUGGCUUCACGGGAGAAGAUGGAGAAGGACAUUCAAAGCCACAAAUUCAUCGAGGCCGGACAGUACAACAGUCACCUUUACGGGACAAGUGUCCAAUCCGUACGGGAGGUGGCCGAGCAGGGCAAGCACUGCAUUUUGGACGUAUCCGCCAACGCCGUCCGGAGGCUUCAAGCCGCUCAGCUUCAUCCCAUCGCCAUUUUCAUCCGACCCCGCUCCCUCGAGAAUGUUUUAGAAAUUAACAAGCGGAUAACGGAGGAGCAAGCGCGGAAGGCCUUCGACAGAGCUACCAAGCUGGAGCAGGAGUUUACAGAAUGCUUUUCAGCCAUCGUAGAAGGAGAGAGCUUCGAAGAGGUUUACCACAAGAUCAAGAGAAUCGUCGAGGAACUCUCGGGUCCUUAUAUCUGGAUUCCGGCUCGCGAAAGACUUUAG